Otolemur garnettii (small-eared galago) is the source of this 931-nucleotide messenger RNA. Its product is annotated as sodium-dependent serotonin transporter. NCBI's taxonomy places the organism in Eukaryota, Metazoa, Chordata, Mammalia, Primates, Galagidae. The record is from RefSeq and is a predicted model, not a curated record. Gene Ontology annotation, cellular component: membrane; neuron projection. Gene Ontology annotation, biological process: sodium ion transmembrane transport; serotonin uptake. Gene Ontology annotation, molecular function: serotonin:sodium:chloride symporter activity; serotonin binding. The transcript has 8 exons. The annotation marks the transcript as partial.
AGAUGCCCUGGUGACCAGUGUGGUGAACUGCAUGACGAGCUUUGUUUCGGGAUUCGUCAUCUUCACAGUGCUGGGGUACAUGGCUGAGAUGAGGAAUGAAGAUGUGUCUGAGGUGGCCAAAGAUGCAGGCCCCAGCCUCCUCUUCAUCACAUACGCGGAAGCUAUAGCCAACAUGCCAGCGUCCACGUUCUUUGCCAUCAUCUUCUUCCUGAUGUUAAUCACACUGGGCUUGGACAGCACAUUUGCAGGCUUGGAAGGGGUGAUCACGGCUGUGCUGGAUGAAUUCCCGCACAUCUGGGCCAAACGUCGGGAGUGGUUUGUACUAGGCUGCUUUCAUGGGAAUGUUGCCCUGAUAUCUGAUAUGCAGAACAUCGGAAGGCUGGCCCCGCCUACAUGUGAUGCCACUGUGUCUCCUCCAGAACUUGCAAUGGCAAAGAAGUCAAACCCUUAUUGGCAAUUUUUUUGGGGUUCACACUCUCCUUUCCAGGGCGGGGCCUACGUGGUGAAGCUGCUGGAGGAGUAUGCCACAGGGCCUGCAGUGCUUACGGUUGCACUUAUAGAAGCUGUCGCUGUGUCUUGGUUCUAUGGCAUCACUCAGUUCUGCAGUGAUGUGAAGGAAAUGCUUGGCUUCAGCCCUGGAUGGUUUUGGAGGAUCUGCUGGGUGGCCAUCAGCCCUCUGUUUCUCCUGUUCAUCCUUUGCAGUUUUUUGAUGAGCCCGCCACAGCUACGACUUUUCCAUUAUAAUUAUCCGCACUGGAGUAUCAUCCUGGGGUACUGCAUAGGAACUUCAUCUGUCAUCUGUAUCCCCACAUACAUAGCUUAUCGGCUGAUUAUCACUCCAGGGACAUUUAAGGAGCGCAUUAUUAAAAGUAUCACUCCAGAAACACCAACAGAAAUUCCCUGCGGGGACAUCCGCUUGAAUGUUGUGUAA